CGUGUGUUAUGAAUUUCCCCGUUAUUUGUCUUCAAGUGACGGGUUUCACUCGGGUAUUGGCUAGAUAACUCAAUUAUAUUGGAUUGAGGUUGCGUCUAACCACUGUUUACUUCUUCGAUUGAAGUAAAGAGUCGGAGUUUUGACUUUAGAAUUUAGAUAGUUGAUAACCGUUGGUUUAAACACUAAGAAACUACUUGACCUGGAGGGGUCUCCCCCCUCCCUAUCAAAAACACUAAGAAACUUAUGCUCUUCUGGAUUGGUUUGGUUCGCUUUGGUUUUACUGGAUAACUAUGUUCUUGCUUACCCAAUCGUUUCAGUUUCUUUACCUUUUGUUGAGUUUUUGUUUAAUCGAUCUUACAUAGGUUUGUUGAUUGAUUCCGUGGAAUCUGUGCCUACUUUGCAAUUUGUCUGUAAAAGAAAAACUUUGACUUCCUUUUUUUGCUGUCAUUUAACUAGUGUUUAUACCCUUGAUUAAAGGAUAACGUUCACGUGACUUCUAAACAGAUAAUAAACAUAGAAAUAGAUGAAUGGUUCUUAAACAUUAAAGUCUGCCUCAAAAUUUCGGAACCCAGUGUUCUAGAAAGACCUCUUUGGUUACACAGACAAAUUAACUGGUCCCGGAUUAAAUGUAUACAAUAUAGAAUACAGUCUGUAAAUGGUCUUCAAUGGUAGGAUUAUCCUGUUCUUACUUCUGUUAGGCAGUCAGGUGACUUCAUGGUGCUUAAUUGCCUAAGUGGGGAUUAGGCGGAUGCUUAAGCAAAAGAUAACAAGUUCAUUUCAAUGUAUAUGGAAUACCAUUUUGUGGAAUUUAUGUAAACAUAUGAGAAUUAGAAGCCAGGCAAUAUGUUAUAUUGAUGUAAUUGCUUUUACGAAUUACUAAUUUUAUUGUUGGAGAAAAGAUCGGUGGAUCCCAUCCCCGUGGACAAAAGGUGUUUAUCCAACCUUUAAACUUUGAGAUGCUUAAUCCAAUGAUUAGUUAGUUACAAACAGUGCAAUAUGGGAAACUCCCAAGCAGCUGUAGGGGGGAUUUUUAGAACACCAACUAGGUUCAACUUCUAAAGGGAAACUGAGCAAUGAUCCCAUUGGUGUCUCCUACGUUUUAGUUUAUUGGGUUUGGUUAGAAAUUUCAAAAUUUACACAUGAUUAUGAAGUUUUUGUAUUCUGUUGCUUAGGUUUACAUGUAUAAGGGUGUGAUUCCAAUAUGAUAAUUAGGAGUUAUUUAGAUGUAGCAGAUUGGUAUUUUUGCCCUUUUCUUUUCCCGAUUAGAUUAGUGUACAUGAAAGUUCUAUGAGUAGUUUUACUGAAUUCCUUAUACUAAGGAGCUAAAGUGCUUUUGAAUGUAAGGUUUCAAUCUUUCCUAGUACCUCUAUAUAUUUCAUAGUAUUCAAAGCGGCACUGUGAUGAAUUUGUCUUGUGACUAUGAUAUAAUAAUUGUUACCGUUUAGAAUCUCCUUAUUUAUUUGAUACAUUUUUGGAGUGGAAGUACAAACGUUUACAAGAGUAGCUUUUAACUGUAGCGUCCUCAUGGUUCUAUUUAGUGUGACACGGAUGCUUCUUCAUUCUCAUGUCCUGAAAUACCAAUGAAUAUAACAACUAUCAGGGGUUGUUAUGUCAUUUUCUUGGAAACAAGUUGGUCGGGAAUAUGUGCUUCUGAGAAUAAACUCUGGUCAAGUGUAUAUAUAUAAUGGUUACAUCAUAUAAUAAUUUGUGUUAUGUGUAAGGUUGCUAGAACACCCAAUGUUGCUAAGUGGGAGGAAGCCAUUUACUUGUUGAAGCUAAAGCUUCUUCAACAUGUUUUGUUGGAUUGCUUUUAGAAACGAACAUAGAAUCAGCUUAAAAGGUUCUGCCUUUAGAAACUUUGAUCCAGAUACAUGUAACAUCAAACAUAUAUCGCGUUAUGAGCAAAAAUAAAUGUUUAUUAUUUUAUUCAACAGAAUCCAAGGGCAGUGGGGUCACUUCAAGGGCUUUUGUCCAGAUUCGUUAUGUUAUAUAAAAGAAGGGACUUGAAUCUGUUGAUAUACUUUGGGCAUCUCUCUUCAGUUUUUCUUCUACUUCGGUCACUUGUCAAAGCUUCUUUAUAAGUUGUACACUUUUAUUUUUGUGAAUUUGAUCUUCUAGUAAACGCCUUGGGGUCUGCUCAGGAAUGGACGUCUCCAGAGUUAGCCCAGUGAAGGAAGUUGCAGUCGGCCCAGAUGACUUCAUCGAGGAAGAAUAUGCUUCUCAAUCAAAAUUGUAUAAAGAAUUCACAAGCAUUUCUACCAUUGAUAAAGCAUGGACCUUCAAGUCCUCCAGUGGUUUGGGUUCUCAUGUUAUGUUUUCAACUAGCCAACCAAAUCUUUUAGCGAAUAAGAAGAAGACACUUAUGUUGUCUAGUGUCAUUUCUGGAGAUUCUAAUGGUGCUUUAAAUGUUCAAUGGGCACCGUUUCCAGUUGAAGUUACAGGUGCAUCUCUGAUGGUUCCCUCACCAUCAGGCACAAAGCUUCUUGUAGUACGAAAUCCUGAAAACGAUUCAGCCACUCAAUUCGAAAUCUGGGGUCCAUUUCAGUUAGAGAAGGAGAUUCGUGUUCCCCAGUCCAUGCAUGGUUCUGUGUAUGCAGAUGGAUGGUUUGAGGGAAUUUCAUGGAGCUCCGAUGAAAGUCUUAUUGCUUAUGUUGCAGAGGAAUCAGCUCUCCGCAAACCAACAUUUAAUGAUACGGGUUACAAAAAAGAUGCUGCUUCCACCGAUAAGGAUUGUAAUAGCUGGAAAGGUCAAGGAGAUUGGGAAGAAGACUGGGGUGAAGCUUAUGCUGGAAAAAGGCAGCCUGCUCUAUUUGUCAUUAAUAUUAACAGUGGAGAUGUUCAUGCUGUAGAUGGGAUUGGGAGGUCAUUGAGUGUUGGACAAGUUGUAUGGGCUCCAACAACAAAAGGGUUACAUCAAUAUCUAGUCUUUGUCGGGUGGCCAUCAGACACUAGGAAGUUUGGAAUGAAGUAUUGCUUUAAUAGGCCUUGUGCCUUGUAUGCUGUAAGGGCUCCGUCAUUUGGAUCAGAAAACAGUGCAUCCAAGACGAGGGAGAAUGCUAUGGUAAAUCUGAGUCAAGCCACGAGUAGUGCUUUCCUCCCACGAUUCACCCCAGAUGGAAAGUUUCUGGUGUUUUUAUCUGCCAAAAAUUGUGUCGAUUCUGGGGCACAUUCCGCUACAAAUUCUCUUCAUAAAAUUGAAUGGAACGGUGAAGGAGAACCGAGUCCUGCCAAGAUCAUUGAUGUGGUUCCUGUUGUGAUGUGUCCUGAGGAUGGUUGCUUCCCUGGGCUCUACUGUUCUGAUUUGCUUAGCAAACCCUGGCUUUUAGAUGAAUCUACAAUGAUAUUGUCUUCCAUUUGGGGAAGCACUCAAGCAAUACUUUCUGUGAAUGUGCUAAGUGGGAAAGUUUCAAAAAUCACUCCCAGCAAUUCAAAUCAUUCAUGGAGUUUACUCGCACUUGAUGGCGAUAAAAUCCUUGCUGUCUGUAGCAGCCCUAUAGAUGUCCCUCAGAUCAAAUAUGGCAGUCUAGCUAAGGAUGAAUCUAAAGAUGCCAUCUGGCGAUGGCUAGAUAUUUCAAGCCCGACAUCUGGAUGUCAAGAGAAAGUCAGAUCGUUACUUUCAUCUCUCCAAUUUGACAUAUUGAAGAUACCGGUCAAGAGUGUAUCUGAGAACCUGACAAAAGGUGCUGGCAAACCUUUUGAAGCAAUAUUUGUAUCCUCAAAAUCGAAGCGUGAUGCUUGUGACCCACUAAUUGUAAUCCUUCAUGGAGGCCCACAUGGUGUUUCAUCGUCAAGCUUCUCAAAGUCCUCGGGUUUUCUUGCUUCAAUUGGCUAUAGCUUGUUAAUAGUGAAUUACAGAGGUUCACUUGGAUUUGGUGAGGAAGCACUGCAAUCACUUCCAGGGAAAGUUGGAUCACAGGAUGUAAACGAUGUCCUCACAGCUGUAGAUCAUGCCAUUGACUUGGGGCUCGCAGACCCAUCAAAAAUAACCGUGGUCGGUGGGUCCCACGGUGGUUUCUUAACUUCACACUUGAUCGGGCAGGCGCCAGAUAAAUUUGCUGCGGCUGCAGUGAGGAACCCCGUUUGUAAUCUUGCUUUAAUGGUGGGUACAUCAGAUAUACCAGAUUGGUGUUUUGUGGAGACGUUCGGAAGCAAGGGACUUUCUACCUAUACAGAAGCCCCUUCACCUGAACUCCUCUCCUUCUUUCACGAAAAAUCCCCUAUUUCACAUCUUUCAAAGGUGAAAACUCCAACAUUGUUCCUCUUAGGUGCUAAAGAUCUCCGUGUCCCUGUUACUAAUGGCUUGCAAUUUGCGCGGGCAUUGAAGGAAAAAGGAGUUGCGGUGAAAGUGAUCGUUUUUCCUGAAGAUAUGCAUCCAAUCAACAGACCACAAUCGGAUUUCGAAAGCUUUGUUAACAUCGGAGUUUGGUUCAAGAAGUAUUGCAAGUAAGGUCAUCAUAUUGGACCUUGAAAUGUAAUGCCAUUAUGAAUUUCUUUCAUCAUUAUGGUAUAAAUAACAUCCAUUGCAAAAUUAGGCGACUUAUUUUGUAUUGAUUCAACAGCCUAAAUGAUACUUUUAUGAAUA
Cynara cardunculus var. scolymus (artichoke) is the source of this 4582-nucleotide messenger RNA. Its product is annotated as acylamino-acid-releasing enzyme. Gene Ontology annotation, biological process: proteolysis. The transcript is spliced from 17 exons. Gene Ontology annotation, molecular function: serine-type endopeptidase activity. The record is from RefSeq and is a predicted model, not a curated record. Bases 2144 to 4447 code for a protein of 767 amino acids. NCBI's taxonomy places the organism in Eukaryota, Viridiplantae, Streptophyta, Magnoliopsida, Asterales, Asteraceae.